UAAACAAAUGCGGUAGACCGUUGCUAUUUUGAAACGUGCGAAGCGCAAUGUUUUGGCGUGUGCCUCAAUACGAAUUUUGUCCGCGGCCAGAAUGUGUUCAACGUAGUUAAACUGUGUUUAAAAUAGUGUUUAAGAAAUCAUUAGACUGAAUAGCAUACAACAAUGGAUAUUGAAGGCCGUCACAGUGAAUUACGGAAGCGGCUUGAUGUGCUUGGGUUUGGCCAUCCACUGCCAUUGAGUGCCAUCGGGAUCGUGUCGGCAAUUUUAGAUGAUCUGAUACAAACAUCGGAAAAAUUGAAAAAUGCCAAUCACAAAAUCGAACAACUGCAUCAGGAAAAGGUUGCCUGGGAGCUUGGUGUGGAACCGUACAAGUGUGACAAUUCCCGGUUACUGGCCGAAUGCAAUGAGCUGCAUCUGGAGCUGAUCAAGCAGCAAGAUAAACACAUCCUGGCGAACACGGAACUGCGAUCUCGUGUACGAUCGCUCCAGGCGGAAAAGAAACAGCUGGAGGAAAAAUGUCUCCAGGCGGAGUGUAAAAUUCGGGAGCUACAAACAGGCGCCAGCGAGAGUGUGAAAUCGCGCAAGGAUAGCACCAAUAAGCAGCGAAAACCAUUCAUAUCAACCGUAAGAGCGGGCACCUUUUAUCAACCGCCAAAGUGCUGUGAACAGGGCAUGCAACAGUCCGGGGCCCUUCCACAGACCUGUCGCUGUCCGUGCAAUCAAUUGAAGCAAGCCGAUGUACUGCACGAGGUCGAACGAUUGCGCGUUGAAACGCAAAACCAGCAAGGAGUCAUCGAUGCCCUCAAGAAUCAGGUAAAUUCCCGCGACAGGGAAAUUCAACGACUCGGUACACUGUUCGCUGGGGGACGUCCAGCUGCUGCAUUGGCCAAAGACUGUUGCUAUCGUGAUGUUAACGAGCUCGGGCAUGACGUUGCCACGCUGCAACAGGAAAAGUUAUCGCUGCAACAUGAGCUGCAGCAAGUGCAGCAAACACAUGAACGCACCGUCCGGAAGAUUAGUCGACUGUCGGAAAAAAAUCAACAGCUCGAGAAAGAUUUGCGUGUAUUUGAAGGUGUUGCGAUGAAGGUAGAAUCGGAAGCAAACCUCAAUAUUAUUGAGUGCGAUCGUAAAAACUCGGACCUGCAGGUUAAGCUGCAGCAAUCGCAGCUGCGUGUGCGGGAACUUGAAUCCCUGCUAGAACUAUGUUCGGGUGCAAGAAAAAACCAUAACUUAUCCGAUAGUUCCGUAUCUUCCUCUGCCUGCCCGUCGGAUGUAACGCUACAAAAUGCACUAAAACAAUCGACUGAGGAAAAGCGCCAACUCUACAAACAAUUGAACGAUUUGAAAGAUCGCGAACAGACACUUCUGGCGGACUUUGAAAAGGUGAAAACGAAGUAUACAAAGCUGAAGCAAAAAUAUGCCGUCCUGGAUCAAACACAACAUCAGCAUCACGCACAGAACUUGGUGACUAGCAGUGCGGAAAGUCAGGUGGAGCUACAAUCCUUAAAAUAUCGAUGCAAUGAUCUAGAGGAGAAACUGCAACAUAUGAAGAAAGAGCGUGAUCGAUACAGCUCGGAUGCGGAACGUCAGCAUAGCGUUGUGACUCAGUUGAAACGAGAAAGCUUGGCAAAGGAUCAUGAAUUGUCGGAGCUUAAAAAUGAGCUGCAUUCUCAGCGAAAGUCAAACCGGCCAAUAACGGCAUCCACUUCCGGUGCCGGGCGGUUAAAGACGGCUGACUCGAUCGGUUCUGUACAAUCAUCUCUUUCCGUACAAGCGGCUAUUACUCGGGUUGAGCGGGAGAGAGACGUGGCCAAGAGUGAGGUUCGGCAGCUCAUACAAGAACGUGACGCUUUGUACGAAAAGCUAAAACUAUCCGCCCAAAACCAGCAGGGCGAGCAGACCAAGCACGAGCAUUUGGUAGCAGAAUACAGCAGUCAAAUAGAGAAGCUAGAAGCCGAAAAGCGUAACCUUCAUAGUGGACAAGCGGGUGCUCAAAUGAAAGUGAAACUACUGAAGGAAGAAAAUCGGGAAUUACAAAAUCGUGUGAAAGAACUUGAGGAUAGCUAUAGCAAGCUGAAACUUUCCUACUCUCAUUUGAAAAUACUGCAGGAACAAUCGGAAACUGCUCUGAUGCAAUACCAAAAUCGUCUUCUAUGCACCGAAACUCAGUUAGGUACCACAGAGAGCAAGCUUCUUCAUGCCGGCAGCAACGUUGAAGAUGCCCAGCAGACAGUUAGCACUCUGAAAGGAGAAAUUAAUUUGCUGAAGACUUCAAACGCAUCGCUAGUACGAGAGAAAGACAAACUUUUGAUGGAGUUGGAUAAAAAAACGGAAUGUUUGUACGCAGCAGAAGCGGAGUUGUCCGACUUGAAGACGAGAAGGAAAGAUCUCCAGUCGACGAUCGACAAGAUGCAACGGAAGCUUGACAACGUUAGCACGGACAACAUCCAUAAGGAAAGCACACUGCGAAGCGUUUCCACUGAAACGGACACAUUGAAAAAGCAGAUGGCGGCACUGAAGCGUAAAAAUGAUAACGCUUCGACAGAGAAUGGACGCCUGUCGAACGAGCUAACGGACGCCCUUGCCGAACUGACGCUAACGAAGCGGCAACUUAAGGAUUCCCAGCAGGAAGUAGAACGGAUGAAAACGCAAUUACGUGAAUAUGUACAGGAAAUGCAGCGCGCCGAAGAAUUGCUGUCCGAGAAGGAACGUGAAAGAGAACAGAUGCUCGAACGGUACAGAUCGCUUUCUGAAGGAGUCAAUGUGUUGGAGACAAGCAAUCACACUCUCGAAGCAGAAACCAGUGAAGCAAGGAAACUGCUGCAGGAAGCGGAAGAGCGCAUUACAACGAUGGUGGAGCUGAUGAACGAACGCGAGCAAAACAUUCGAGAGUGUGAGCAUCAGAUAAAUGAAUUGUCGGCAAACCUGGCCGCCGCUCAGUCGGAACUGGAUGCAUUGCGGCAGGAAAACAAUUCACUAGCGAUGGAUCUAGAAGCCACCAAGGAGUUGUGCAAUAAGCUCGAUCUGCAGAAGGACAAGCUUCAGGCGGAGCUGGAAGAACAUUCUAACAUUCGCGAGCAGCUCGCUCGCGAAAAGGGCACGCUGCAGAAGCAGCUAACGCUGACGCGCACCGGUGACCGGGCAGCGGUGGACGGACUGCAGGAGUUGCUUACCGCUAGCCGGACCGAAGUGGAGCAGCACCGUAUUGCGCUGGCAAAUCAACAGCAGGACACGGAAAAGCUGCGUAUGGAGGUGGACACGUUGCGCAGACGGUUGACGGAAGAGCAGGAAACGGCCCGCCGCAGUGAAGCGUUGGCCAGCGAGUAUAGUGUGCAGGUGCAGGAACUUAGACGCCGCAUCACGGAUGAAAGGUUUGCACAGAUUCGGUCCCGCGCUGGCGACUCAACGGAACGCGAAGACAUUGAAGAUGAUGAGGACGAAUGCAACAGUAUUAGACAAUACUUAGAAGCAGCGAAUAAAGCAAGAGAAAAGCAUUCGAAGAAUGAGUUAGUUGCAGUGAAAAGUUCGAAAGAAAAUUUUAAUGUGAAGCUAGUACAAACAAUGGGAACACAAACGUCCUUGCGGAAAGUGAAACGUUCCAAUACACGGGAAAAAGGCGUACAAAAGUCCGAGUCGAAAAUGGUCGCUCCCAUUGGUUGGAAAAUUACGAAAUAUGAACGUUCUGCUUUAAAAGCUGCUACAAAACCGGACGAGUUAAAUACUGCGGAAACUGACCAGAGUCAAGAUUAUAGUGAAGAUAGUUCAAUCACAUCUUCGUCACUCGACGGACAUUCCGUUGCCUCGGAAGCGUAUACUUCGUUGUCGUAUGAAAUAAUCGAUCAGCGAGCGACGGAAGACGGUGGCGUUGAUAGGGCGACCGGCGCAUCCAGCAUCGUUAAGGGACAAAUGGAUGGGACCGGGUCAACGGUAGUCAUCUAUAAAACUAAAGCCGGCGAACGUUUGGUGCUGAAGGGCUUACGAACGAGCGAACCGGACCGUAACGAGCAAUGUGCGAGCAGUCGGAUGCACCCAACCAACCAUCCUUUGGUUAUUGCCCGUAACGUUGAUGAAGCUGUACCUCCACAAUAUCACCACACCCCGAAUGGAAGAGUAAUGAUAAUUGAUGAACCUUCCGUUGGUACAAGUUUCGGUACCGAGCCCGCUGCCAUCGAUUGUAACACGACCAUAACCGCAACGACCGGUGCCGAAACAACGGUGGACACGAGGGCAAAAAUAUUGCUCCACUCGUCCUCGCAUGGUGAAGGAACAUCUACUAAUAAUGCUGUUUCUAGCAAUAUGCUCGUGCCGAUGCAAACGACCAAUGAAGUUAAAAUUGAGCCCUCAUCAACCACCCACAAUUAUCAUCUGCGGUUUCACUUAAAAAUGCCAGCACAACAAAGUAGCAAACCGGCAUAACGAAGC
Anopheles funestus (African malaria mosquito) is the source of this 4422-nucleotide messenger RNA. RefSeq names its product centrosomal protein of 135 kDa (gene Cep135). The coding region runs from base 163 to 4416 and encodes 1417 amino acids. Lineage: Eukaryota; Metazoa; Arthropoda; Insecta; Diptera; Culicidae. The record is from RefSeq and is a predicted model, not a curated record. The transcript is spliced from 14 exons.